Messenger RNA from Emericellopsis cladophorae, 1497 nucleotides. RefSeq names its product RING finger domain protein. Bases 1 to 1497 code for a protein of 498 amino acids. The transcript has a single exon. The record is from RefSeq and is a predicted model, not a curated record. NCBI's taxonomy places the organism in Eukaryota, Fungi, Ascomycota, Sordariomycetes, Hypocreales, Bionectriaceae. Gene Ontology annotation, molecular function: zinc ion binding.
AUGGCCUCCUCGCCUGCCUCGCUACAGUCCCUCCCCGACAACGCAUCCGGCAGCGCGCCCAGCAUGCCCACCGAGGCGCCUCCCCGCUGCUUUGUCUGCCAGAUGGACCAAGAACCCGCCGACGACCCCAACGACUGGGUGUCGCCCUGCCCCUGCACGCUCGAAGCCCACCAUGACUGCAUCUACUCGUGGGUGCUCGACUGCGAACGCAACAACAAGCCGCUUCGCUGCCCGAUAUGCCAGGCGCGCAUCGAACUCGAGGGGCCGUGGGAUCCCAUCGUCAGCAUCUCGGACAAACUGGAACGGGCAUUCACAAGGGCGAGCCCGGUGGUGCUGUUCACCGGGCUGAGCUUGGGGGUGCAGGUUGGCGCGCAGGUGUACGGUGCCAUGGCCUUCUGGGCGUUUGCGGGCCGCGAAGAGCUCACAAAGUUCCUGCUCGGGCCGAAUAUGAUCUUGGAUGGGAGGAGACCACAGGGCCACUAUCUGAGGAGGGUCGGUAACGCCGUCGUGCUCAUGAACAUUGCGCCCGUGCUACUGGUCAGCCAGCUGCUACCGUCCCUGGCCAAUAAGCUUUUCUUCCCGCUGGCCUCCCUGUACGGUACGUGGCACGCGGCGCACACCAAGAACUUUUUCAGCUGGCCUCCCUCGCCGCAGCUGGCUAUCGCCAUGUUCCCUCAAAUCCGGGGCAUCUACUACUCGCUAUGGCGCGAGUUCGUCUUCCCCUACGAGCUCAAGCUUCACAGGCAGAUUCAAGGUCUGCCGCCACUAGAGGAACGCGGCGAAAGAAAUGGUAACAACAGGCAACGGGAGAGAAGGCAGGCAGAGGGAGGCGGUGUGUUGGGCUUCCUUCAGCAGCUGAUUGACGCAUUGGACCCAGAGGACGGGGGCAACGGGAACGACGCCAAUGUCCAAGCUGGACGUGAAGGCGGAGAAGCCGAGGCCGAGCAGGAUGGAGGGGAUGUGGAGGUGGCUGAAUACGUGGUAGAGCUGGACAUUGGCUUUGGCGGUGAGGACGGCAACGCGCCAACGGUGCAAGUACGCGAAGAGCGGGCGGAUGGCGAGCAGGCGGUUGAAGAGCAAGGGGACGACCAACAUCACAACGAGCCCGUCAACGAGGCGCAACAAGAACGGCCUGGAAAUCACGAGGCGCCACCCGCUCCUCCUGCGCGUGGCGGAAUCGGUCAGCUACUGUCCUUGGCCUCGAAUGCAGUGGUCAGUGCUCUGCUCCUCCCGGGCGUCUGCUUCGUCAUGGGGGAGGCGUUGCGCGCCAUUCUUCCCCGGUCAUGGACAACGAGCUUCAUGGAGCGCACGUGGAGGGGCUUCACGGUCAAGAGGACAGGCAUGCUCCAGCAACAAUGGGGCCGAAGCUUGGUGGGAGGAUGCAUAUACGUAGUCGUCAAGGAUGCCGUGAGAGUAUACGCCAAGUCACGCAAGGUCGCGGCCAUGAACAAACGGAGGGUCAAGAACGUGGACCGAUCAAGAAGGGGGUCGCCUUGA